This is a messenger RNA of Hevea brasiliensis (rubber tree), 3123 nucleotides long. RefSeq names its product ethylene receptor 2. Bases 638 to 2935 code for a protein of 765 amino acids. Lineage: Eukaryota; Viridiplantae; Streptophyta; Magnoliopsida; Malpighiales; Euphorbiaceae. The transcript is spliced from 3 exons. Gene Ontology annotation, molecular function: ethylene binding; protein binding; ethylene receptor activity. Gene Ontology annotation, biological process: response to ethylene; phosphorelay signal transduction system. Gene Ontology annotation, cellular component: endoplasmic reticulum; endoplasmic reticulum membrane. The record is from RefSeq and is a predicted model, not a curated record.
UGUCAUCUCUCUUUCCCUUUCUUUGAAAACAACGGCGGAGACAUAAACACUCAACACGUUUUUAGUUUUCUCUGCCUUCCACCCCCUCUCCUCCUCCUGCACCCCUCCGCCCUUUUCCUUGUUUCGUUUUUCAUAUACAUAGAGAGACAAGGUACUUACCUUGAUUCCUCCCUUUCUUUUCUCUUUGUUUCUUCCUUAGCUGUAAACUCACAAGAACUCCUUUCUUAUAUUUGGUUGUUUCUUUUGCUUCUUGCUCUUGUUUUUGCUUUCUGUCAAACCAGGGGCCGGUUUUUGGUCUAUUAUUACCUCUCAUUUUUUAAAUAUUGGGUUUUGGUUUUGUGGGCCAAUAGAGUACGAAGGUUCCUACUUGGGAUCGUUACUCUCUGAUGGAAAUGUGUUACUGAGGAGAUUUCUGCUUUUUUUGGUCUAUCUUUCUCUGUAUAUGAACCAUCUACUACUCCUUUGCAUGUUUGAGGGUAAAGAAGAUCUGGAAGUGAGCUUGCUUUGCAGGUGAUCGGAAUGAAAGAUGCUGAUGUUUAAUUUUUAGAUGAAGGCAGCUGUUCUGCAACUUCCGUGAAAGAUUUAAUCUUUAUCCCACAUAUGUAUUGAAAUAGCAGGUGCAGCCUUAUUGUUCACAAUGUUAAAACCUUUAGCUCUUAGGCUGCUGUUGCUUUCUUUACUCUUGAUAUCAGUAUCUGCAAAUGACAAUGGCUUUCCCCGGUGUAAUUGUGACGAUGAGGGCAGUUUAUGGAGCAUAGAGAACAUUUUAGAUUGCCAAAGAGUGAGCGAUUUCUUGAUUGCCGUGGCCUAUUUCUCGAUCCCUAUUGAGCUGCUAUACUUUGUUAGCUGCACAAAUGUCCCGUUCAAAUGGGUCCUAUUUGAAUUCAUUGCCUUCAUUGUACUUUGUGGAUUGACCCAUUUGCUCAAUGGCUGGACCUAUGGCCCUCAUCCAUUUCAGCUCAUGCUUGCCCUCACUGUCUUCAAGAUUUUAACUGCUUUGGUUUCUUGUGCCACUGCCAUUACUCUCUUCACCCUCAUUCCUUUACUUCUCAAAGUGAAGGUAAGAGAAUUCAUGUUGAAGAAAAAGGCAUGGGAUCUUGGCCGUGAAGUUGGGAUUAUAAUGAAGCAGAAAGAAGCUGGACUGCAUGUUCGUAUGCUUACUCAAGAGAUUCGAAAAUCGCUUGAUAGGCAUACUAUUCUUUAUACAACCCUUGUUGAGCUAUCUAAGACACUGGGGUUGCAGAAUUGCGCAGUGUGGAUGCCUAAUGAGAUCAGAACAGAGAUGAAUUUGACCCAUGAGUUGAAUGGGGGUAAUUAUUCAAGUAUGGAUAAUUGUUCAAUACCAAUUACUGAUCCUGAUGUUGCUAGGAUUAAAGGGAGUGAUGGAGUGAACAUACUUAGGCCUGAUUCAGCACUUGCUGCUGCAAGCAGUGGAGACCCUGGUGAGCCAGGGCCUAUUGCUGCAAUUCGAAUGCCAAUGCUUCAUGUUUGCAAUUUCAAAGGGGGAACUCCUGAGAUAAUUCAGGCUUGUUAUGCAAUAUUGGUGCUUGUUCUUCCAGGGGGACAACCUAGAUCUUGGACCAACCAAGAAUUAGAGAUAAUUAAAGUGGUAGCUGAUCAGGUGGCUGUGGCUGUCUCCCAUGCUGCAGUUCUGGAAGAGUCCCAGCUCAUGAGGGAGAAGUUGGAGGAGCAAAACCGAGCCUUGCAACAGGCAAAAAUGAAUGCAAUGAUGGCAAGCCAGGCUAGGACAGCAUUUCAGAAGGUAAUGAGUGAUGGUAUGAAGAGACCUAUGCACUCUAUUUUAGGCCUGAUUUCAAUGAUACAGGAUGGUAGGCUCAGUAGUGAGCAACAGAUCCUUGUUGAUGCAAUGAUGAAGACUAGCAAUGUCCUAGCAACAUUGAUAAAUGAUGUGAUGGAGAUUUCAACAAAGGAUAGUGGAAGGUUUCCAUUGGAGGUGAGAUCUUUCCGGUUACAUGCCACUAUCAAAGAGGCUGCUUGCCUUGCCAAGUGCUUAUGUGUUUAUAGGGGCUUUGGUUUUUCAAUCGAGGUUGACAAAUGCUUGCCUGAUCAUGUAAUGGGUGAUGAGAGGAGAGUUUUUCAAGUGAUUUUGCAUAUGGUUGGUAACCUGCUGGAUGGCAAUAACAUAAGAGGAUCUGUGGUACUUAGGUUUUUCUUGGAGAAUGGAAGUCAGGAAAGGAAUGAUCAUAAAUGGGCAGCUUGGAGAUCUAGCACGACUGAUGGAGAUGUAUAUAUCAGAUUUGAAAUCACAAUGAACAAUGAUGGUUUUGAAUCAGAGGGUUCAAGUUCAGUCAUGCAGCUUGGUGGUAGGACGUAUGCCAGUGAUGGAAUUGAUGAGGGCUUGAGCUUCAGUGUUUGCAAAAAGCUGGUCCAGUUGAUGCAUGGUAAGAUCUGGUUAGUCCCUAACUCUCGAGGUUUUCCUCAAAGCAUGGGGCUAGUUCUUCGGUUUCAACUUCGGCCAUCCAUUUCAAUAGCCAUCUCUGAAUCUGGAGAAUCUUCAGAGCACCCACAUUCCAACUCUCUUUUCAGAGGCUUGCAAGUAUUAUUAGCUGACGAAGAUGAUGUGAACAGAGCUGUGACCCGGAAACUGAUUGAGAAGCUAGGUUGUUGUGUUACUACCGUUUCAUCUGGAUUUGAUUGUCUUAGCAUCAUUGGGCCGAGUACGUCUUCUUUCCAAAUUGUUCUUUUGGACCUUCAGAUGUCCGAGUUGGAUGGAUUUGAAGUUGCAUCAAGAAUCCGGAAGUUCAGAAGCCGUAGUUGGCCAUUAAUUAUUGCCCUGACAUCAAGUGCUGAUGAAGAGGUGUGGGAAAGAUGUUUACAGAUUGGAAUGAAUGGUGUCAUUCAGAAACCAGUUAUGCUUCAAGGAAUUGCAAAUGAGCUUCGAAGGGUCCUUGUGCAGGCAAACAAAGUCAUCUAACGACAUUCUGUAAGUCACACAAUUGAAGUAACCUUGAUUCUUCGGUUUUGGGGUCUGAUAGAAUAGCCAAAUAGCUUCAAAUGAGUGGCCCCCAUCCUAAAACACCCACCAGGCUUCUAGUAUAGAAAUGUUUACAUAUACAACAUUUACACCCACAUUAAUGGUAUACAAAAAUUAGCUCCUUGUCA